AACGCCGUGUGCUCGCAACGAGCCUGCCGAAUUCCGUCGCACAUGCUCGCUCAGCGGGCGAGCCUGGCUCGCUGACCCGUGCUAGGCAAUCUCUGACCCGUGUUAGCGCUUGAACGAGCUGGAUCCAGACGACUGAAUUGAGCGAGACUGGACAUGGCGCAAGAGCAGGCGGAUGGGGGCGAGCGCGAGCUCCGAGCGUUCCACGAAAACCUCCUGGCCGACGACGCAGACAUCCCGGCGCAUGUCGCGGCCCUGCCACCCGAGGAGUUGCCGCUGGCGACCAGGCUGGGCCUCAAAGAGCUGUCAGGGCCCAGCGACCGGCAGUCCGAUGACGCCGUGCAGGCCGUGGCUCUGGAGCUCCUCAAGCUGUGCCACCCGCAGCAGCUGCAGCUGCAGGGGCUGCCGGGGCCGGCGGCGAGUCCGCUGGCUCCCAAGUUCCUGCCCCCGCCCGACCCGGCCCGCCUGCAUGCCUUCCUGGCGGAACCCGGCGUGAAGCCGGGCUGGAACCCAACUGGUGGCAAUGCAGAGCCAGUGAAGCUGCGCCACCAAUGUGCGCCUCACAAUUUUGGUGUGGGGUCCAAGAGCGGCGACCGCUGCAGUUGCGGCCGGGCGUACUGCGAGGCUUGCAGGGACGCAGGACAUGCCUUCCACAAGGUCACCAAAUACUUCCCGGUCUAUUGUGGGGAUGCCCCGCCCCCCGACCUGGCGUGCGAGCCCUACACGCGGACACGCAACGAGAAAACUGUACACCUGGGGUACGUGCCGGUACAGCCAGUGGCUGUGAUGUACAGUGUACAGCCAGCACGGCUGCCGUACGAGCGGCGGGGCGGGCCGCCGCAGCGGCGGCAGCCGGCGGCCGGUGGCGAGUUGGGCGACUGUGCUCCUGAGGAGCGAGGCGGCGGCGGCAGCGUGGAGGGCGCUGGAGGAGCCGCCAGACCUGCUGCUGCUGCCGGUGGUCGUGGCCGCAGCCGUGGCAGAGGCAGGGGCAGGGGACACCCGCAGGUGCACCCGCAACACCAGCAGCAGCAGCAGCAGCAGCAGCAGCAGCAGCACCAGCAGCACCAGCAGCAGCUGGUCGCGCGAUGCGUGCGGCAGCAGGCGCCAGAGCUAGCAGCAGGCGGGCAAGGUGGCGGCGGCGAGGAGGGAAACGGCUCUGGAGGCGAAGAGGGCAGUCUUGCAGGCGCUGCUGUAGCAUCAGCUGUAGCAGCGGGUGGCAGCAGCAGCAGCAACCGGGAGCCCUCGGAGGGAGACCGGGAGCGCAGAGACGCGCAGUGGGUGGUGGGCCUGCUCCGCAGCGCCAUGACCGCUGAGAGGCGGGAGACCGCCGCUGAUGCCUUCCGCGUGGUGCUGACGGAGCUGGCUGGCCCCGACGGGCGGCCUGACCUCGUCCGUGUGGUGAACAUCAAGAACGGAGACGCCGACCGCCAACACGGCAUUAUGAUGAUGGCGCUAUACUCCGCGCUGGAGGCGGAGGGGCUGCUGCCAGAACAGGAGCAGCAACAGUUGGAGGCGACGGCGCCGCCACCGCAGGAGGCGGCGGAGGAGGCGGCAGCGGCAGCGCACUGGCCGGCGCGAGAGCAGGCGGUGGCGGCGGCACAACAGGAGCAGAGGCAGCAGCUGAUAGCGGCUGAGGGUCCGCAGCAUGCGCUGCAGCACCAGGAGGCCCCACCGCCGCCGCGCAUUUUGUCGGAUGGGCUGCAGGGCCGGCUGCUGCUGCUGCUGGAGCUGUUGCUGGCGGCGUUCGGGGCUGCCGGCUUCCGUCAGCUGUGCCUGCAGGCGGACUUUGCGCACAUGGACACACUGCUGCACGCCUGCUGCAGGUACACGUUGCUGCGGGUGCUGCGCUGGCUGCUGCCACAGCUGGACGCCGCCGCCCUGGCCGCCCGCACCAAGGCGCACUGGGGCCCGCUGCACACGGCCGCGCGCGCCCCACACCGGCAGCUGGCGGUGGAGGUGACGGAGCUGCUGCUGCGGCGCGGCGAGCAGCUGGGGCUGUUCACGGAGGAGGCGAUGCAGCAGCGCGGCACCUCGGCGCUGCUGUCUGACCUGAGUUUCAACAAGUUCUACCUGGGGAUGAAAGCACGGUCUGUGCUGGACGAGGCAGUCUGGCGGGUGUGGCCGCAGCAGCAGGAGGAGCAGCUGCAGCAGCGGCAGGACGGUACCGCAGUGGUGGUGACAGUAGUGGUGCGGCGGCGGCCGGCGGUGCGUGAGGACAUCAGGAGUGAGGAGCAGCUGGCCGCGGCCAUGGCGCGGCUAGCGCGGCUGGACCUGCUGCCGGCUGCUGCUGCUGGCACUGGCACUGGCUGGGGUCGCUAGGCAUGCGGUUGUGGAAGGGGGCCUGGACUCAUGCUGCUGCUGCAGCAGCAGCCACAGCGGGCCCCAGCUGCUGCAGGCACUGAUGGCUGGCGGACUAGGCGGUCGGUUGCAGAGGAGACGUAGGACCGCAGCGAAGGGGCUUGACGCGUGUGGUUCUGACUUGCGACUGCCGGAGUGCAGACGCCUGCCUUCAGCCUUUGCAGUGUGGGGGACUGGAGACUGUAGAACCGCAAUGAACUACCCCCACUCCCACCCUGAGGUUUAUCAUCUGCGCGCGCCAGGGCCAACAGGUUGGCGUGCACGGCGCCACCCUCUGCCGCGGUGUAGGGGCUGUGCGGCACCAGCGUCAGCCGCGUCAGGCUGGCCGUCAGAGACGCCGGCAGCGGCGGCGGCGGAGCCGCAGGCGACAGCGGAGGUGUCAGCGACAGGCCCAAGCCGGUUGAGGCGAGGCCGAGGUGGGUAGGUUGCGAAGGGCUGGUGGGGUGGAAGAAGAAGAGGUGGUGUGGGUGGACGCGGGCUGGGCGGGUGUGGUGAGGGCUGGCAGGCGGGUGGCUGCGGGCCAGUCGUGCACGCACACGUCCGUCAGGCGCGGGAAGGUGGACUGCAGCGGCCUGAGGGGAGUGGGGCAGAGGGGGCGUGUGGGGUGUGGGCAGGGUGGUUGUAGAUACCAGCCCAAACUAGAGGGAACCCAAAAAUGCAAAAGAGCGAUGAGGGAAGCGUGGCCUAUGCUUUUACAAUGGAGUGGCCUCGACAUCAGUAGUCUUUCAAGGCCGAGGCUGCGGCAGAUGCGGCGGCUGAGGCGGCAGCAGUGGCAUGCGCGGGCUUCGCUUGCUUACGUUAGGAUAAUCAUGUGGUUAGUCAGGACUGGGGACUGGUGCAUUCAGCCGGUGCAUUAGUGCCGAUUAUGAACCCGUCACGAACCGUGUUGACUUGCAAGACGCGGAAGGGCCCCGGUGGGGUUCGGGGGCGGCACGGGUGCUGAGGGGCGGGUACCAGGGGCGCCGAGUAUGCGCUGCGCUCCAGGUCUCCCUAUUCAAAACC
This is a messenger RNA of Chlamydomonas reinhardtii, 3357 nucleotides long. RefSeq lists its product as uncharacterized. The record is from RefSeq and is a predicted model, not a curated record. NCBI's taxonomy places the organism in Eukaryota, Viridiplantae, Chlorophyta, Chlorophyceae, Chlamydomonadales, Chlamydomonadaceae. The transcript is spliced from 10 exons. The coding region runs from base 154 to 2316 and encodes 720 amino acids.